Messenger RNA from Microdochium trichocladiopsis, 1515 nucleotides. RefSeq lists its product as uncharacterized. Gene Ontology annotation, molecular function: L-iditol 2-dehydrogenase (NAD+) activity; proton transmembrane transporter activity. Lineage: Eukaryota; Fungi; Ascomycota; Sordariomycetes; Xylariales; Microdochiaceae. The transcript is spliced from 6 exons. Gene Ontology annotation, biological process: D-sorbitol catabolic process; proton motive force-driven ATP synthesis. Bases 1 to 1515 code for a protein of 504 amino acids. The record is from RefSeq and is a predicted model, not a curated record.
AUGAGUAGCACGCUCGUGCAGCCUACCAAGGCUAACAUUGGCGUCUUCACAAACCCGGCGCACGAUCUCUGGAUCCACGAGGCGACCCCAGCCCUCGAGAGUGUUCAGAAAGGAGACACCCUGAAGCAUGGCGAGGUUACUGUUGCCGUCAAGAGCACAGGCAUCUGCGGGUCGGAUGUGCACUUCUGGAAGCAUGGCUGCAUCGGUCCCAUGAUUGUCUGCGGCAACCACAUCCUCGGGCAUGAGUCGGCAGGACAGGUCAUUGCUGUGCACCCAUCCGUCACUCACCUCAAGAUUGGAGACAUGUCCUACGAGGACGGGUCCAUGUUGGAGCCUCUCAGUGUCGCGCUGGCGGGCAUUCAGAGGUGUGGGGUCAAGCUCGGCGAUCCGGUGCUGAUUUGCGGCGCCGGCCCCAUUGGCCUCAUGACACUGCUCUGCUGCAAGGCGUCUGGAGCUUGCCCGAUUGUCAUUACUGACAUUGAUGAGGGCCGUCUCAAGUUUGCCAAGGAGCUUGUGCCCGAGGUUAUCACCCACAAGGUCGAGAGACUGAGUGCCGAGGAUGGAGCCAAGUCCAUUGUGCAGUCCUUCGGCGGCAUCGAGCCUGCCGUCGCGAUUGAAUGCACCGGUGUCGAGAGCAGCCUGGCGGCGGCCAUCUGGGCAGUCAAGUUUGGCGGCAAGGUCUUUGUCAUUGGCGUCGGCAAGAACGAGCUCAACUUCCCCUUUAUGCGCUGCAGCACGCGCGAGGUCGACCUCCAGUUCCAAUACCGAUACUGCAAUACGUGGCCGCGCGCAAUCCGGCUGGUGCAGAACGGCGUCAUCGACAUGAAGAAGCUGGUCACCCAUCGAUACAAGCUUGAGGACGCGCUCGAAGCGUUCAAGACUGCGGCCGAUCCGAAGACGGGAGCGAUCAAGGCUGCCGAGGGCGCCAAAGAGGCUGCCUCCAAGACCUCCUCGACCGCCCAGGAGGCCGCUUCCAAGGCUUCUGCCGCUGCUCAGGACGCUGCCGCAAAGGCGUCCGCGAGUGCCAAGGACGCUGCUGCCAAGGCCUCUGCCGCCGCCGCUGAGUACACCUCCAAGGCGAGGGAGGGUCUCUCCAAGGUCACCUCUUCCGCUGGCCCGGCCAUCACCGGCGCUGCCACAAAGGUUGCCAGCUCGCUGAGCAAGGUUGGUGGUCGUACUGGCCAGACCGUCACCCUUGUUGAGAAGGCCAUCCCCCAGAUCGUCUACUACUCCAAGGUUGCCCUUGAGGUUGGCAAGAUUGUCUUCCACGGCCAGAAGAUGGCUCCUCCCGCCCUCAAGACCGUCCAGAACCCCAGUGCUCUUCUCCAGACUGCGUCCAAGGGCGCCCAGCAGUCCGCGACAUUACUACAGCAGGUUCGCAACAUCAACCGUAACCAGAUCAUUGCUGGCGGCGUUAUUGCCGCCGAGGUCCUCGGGUUCUUCACUGUUGGCGAGAUGAUCGGCCGUUUCAAGAUUGUUGGCUACCGUGGCGAGUCCGGCGCUGCCCACCACUAA